GUGGAAGAUACUUGCUUGUAGAGAUAUAAUGAAAACAAAAACAGUUUCUCUUAUCAAAGUUGGUUGUAAUUAACAAGGCAGUUAAGAGUAGUCAUUUUCACAAAAAAAAUAUACGUUUGCAUAUUAGCAUCUGUUGCUAAGGAAGUGGAGAGCGAAGCACUGUCAAAACUGCACGCAGUCCUGGCUUAUCGCUGUCAGUCUGUCAGAGAGGUGAAGGUGUGGCUGUGAGCUCCUCUUCCCCGUCUGCUCUCGCUAUGGCUCGUGUUGAAACUUCAGCCAACAGGCCGUACCACCUGGUCAUCUUCGGAGCCUCCGGCUUCACGGGACAGUUUGUGGUGGAGGAGGUAGCCCGGACUGUGUCCGAGGGUCCAGGAGGGAACCUGAAAUGGGCCGUAGCAGGCAGGAGCAAACAGAAACUGGAAAAAGUUCUGGAGCAGGCCGCUGGAGUCCUCAAUAAACCAGAGCUGAGGACAGAGGUGGAUGUCAUUGUGGCAGAUGUAGGAGAACCAGACUCUCUUGCAGCCAUGUGCAAACAGGCUGUGAUUGUCCUCAACUGUGUGGGGCCUUACAGGUUCUACGGUGAGCCAGUGGUGAAAGCCUGUGUGGAAAAUGGAGCACACCAUAUUGACAUCUGUGGAGAGCCUCAGUUUCUAGAGGGCAUGCAGCUGAACUAUGACAGCCAGGCUGCAGAAAACGGCGUCUACGUCAUUGGGAGCUGUGGAUUUGACUCCAUACCUGCAGACAUGGGAGUCGUCUUCACCAGAGAUCAGUUCAGGGGUACGCUGACUGCCGUGGAGAGCUUUCUAACUGUCAGCUCAGGACCUGAUGGCGGAUGUAUCCAUGACGGCACAUGGCAGUCAGCCAUCUAUGGGUUUGCCGACAGUUAUAAGCUGCGGAGUCUCAGGAGGCAGUUUAACCACAAACCUAUCCCUACCGUUGGUGCCAAGCUCAAGCGCAGGGGGAUGCUGUUCUACAGUGAUGAGAUCCAGCAGUACACUGUGCCCUUCAUGGGCUCUGACCCUUCUGUUGUGAAAAGGACACAGCGCUUCCUGGUGGAGGAGCAUCAGGCCACACCGGUUCAGUACGGGGCGUAUGCAGGAAUCGGAGGUGUUUGGAACAUUUUCAAGCUGAUGUUUGCCGGCAUGAUGUUCUGGUUCUUGGUCAAGUUCAGUUUUGGACGCAACCUGCUCAUCAAGUAUCCUGAGUUCUUUACCUUCGGACUCUUCUCAAAGGCCGGACCAAGCAGGAAGCAGAUGGAAGCUUCAUCAUUCCAGUUUGCUCUCUAUGGAGAGGGCUACACAGAGGGACAGGACCCCUCCCAGGGGAAACCUAACAACAAGAUCCGCACACUGGUUCAGGGACCAGAGUGUGGAUAUGUGGCCACGCCCAUUGCUAUGGUACAAGCUGCUCUAACCAUUCUCAAUGAACCUGCAGCUUUACCCAAGAAGGGAGGAGUUUACACUCCAGGAGCUGCUUUUGCAAAAACCACACUGAUCGACCGCCUGAACAAACACGGCAUCCAGUUUUCUGUCAUCUAGAGUUCAUCCCCUCCCUGAUGCAUUACUGCAGGUUUCUUUCAGCAUGUCGUAAUAUGCAAAAUAACAACAGGCAAUUUUCCAACUGAAAAAAGAGCUGGUUCAUUGAAGUAUUUGUCUGUUGUUCUGACGUUCUUUUUUCAUUUGGACAGAAUCUUGCCAGGCUUGAAUGUACUGUUGAUACUCUGCUUGUACGAUAGAAAGCACAACCAGCAUAGGAUCGUAAAACAGCACUUAAACUCUCCAAUAACAUGAUCCUUGGUUAUAAAAUAAGUCAAAGUCAGUGUUUGGGUCAUUUCUCUUUAUAUGGGCAUUGAAGUUUUUAGGUUACAUUUUCAUUCAUAUCUAAAAAAAUUUGGUUGGACAGUCUCAUACAAUCCUGAUGAAAGACGCAACACACAGAUGAACCUUUUUAUUUGAGAUUACAUCUUCAAGUGGCAAAUCGUCAACUGAAGAAUCUGUCUGACCUGACUGUGUUCUGACCUUCAUAAUAACAUUUGCCUUGUAUGGAGGAGGUGAUCGGGACAUCAGAUGAAUUUAAAGACACAGCACAGUAGGCAGAGGUUUCACAGUUUUGAAUUCUUGUUUCAGAAGAAUUAAAAAUGUGUUAUUUGUUAAAAAAACAAAAUGUUCAGGCCAAAGAAGGCAUAAACAAACUGGACCCCUGUAACUUUUAAAGAAGAGUAAACAAUCUUUAAAGUGCUAGCCCGGUAAUAGAAAGCAGCUUUAUUCACAAGAACAUAACUCAACACUACUCUCUUGUUGUAGCUGCACAUUUGUGUGCUUCUGUGUACAUACAUGUUAGCUUGUCCUGUCCUGUUAACUGAAACCUGUUUUUGGCAGUUAAUUGUCAGACUGUUUCCUCAAGCUUUAUAUUUUGUAGAUGAAGUUUCAGCUAGCUCUCUCUACCAAAUGUACAGCACACACAGGAAGUUGAUUGGAUUGUUGAAAACGGCAUGAGUCGUAGCAUGAAACUGAUCUGUGAACAACUGUGAUGUUUUCUUUAAAGCUGAAGAAGUGUUUACGUCUUCUGUCAACUGGAGUGAUUUCCCUCAUGAGUUGUUAAUCUGAGUCCUAAACUGUUUGAGUUCUGAGCGUCAUGAGGACAUGACCAGCUACAUUUGGGGUUUUGUUUUGUGCUUUGAUUUGCACCCAAUAAAUGAAGUAAACUAU
Cheilinus undulatus (humphead wrasse) is the source of this 2708-nucleotide messenger RNA. Its product is annotated as saccharopine dehydrogenase-like oxidoreductase. The transcript has 12 exons. Gene Ontology annotation, biological process: glycolipid biosynthetic process. The record is from RefSeq and is a predicted model, not a curated record. The coding region runs from base 255 to 1538 and encodes 427 amino acids. Gene Ontology annotation, cellular component: mitochondrion; lipid droplet; plasma membrane. NCBI's taxonomy places the organism in Eukaryota, Metazoa, Chordata, Actinopteri, Labriformes, Labridae.